UGGCAAAUAAGUAUUUCAGAUCUGGUGGUUUUAUUCAUUGGACCCCUGUUUAUGUCCCACAUAGGUGUAUGCUGUGUCAGAGGCUUAUCAUUCAGGAGAGGGAACACAGGGUCCUUCAUGUCCACUGCCUGGAAGUACUAGCACACUGGAAUUACUGAGUGAAGAGACACCAAAUAGUGCUGUAAUGACUGUGUUCCUAUCCUUAAUUCUGCGAAAUAGAUUAGAAUAGAAUUGUUAAUGAAGCCCAGAGGUAUAAUGUGCCCCUUCCAAUAGUCAGAAAACAAGUGGACAAAAUGCUGUGCCCAUUAGGCUGGGCAUUACAUGGACAUUACAUGUCAACUCUAAAUGUGUAAUUAAUUGUGCUAGAUGCUACUAUAAUUAAGUAAUAAGGCCCGAGGAUGCAUGAUGCAAAGUGGAGUGCCUGGACACAGCCCUUAGCCGUGGUAUAUUGGCCAUAUAUCACAAAUCCCCAAGGUGCCUUAUUGCUAUUAUAAACUGGUUACCAACUUAAUUAGAGCAGUAAAAACAAAUGCUUUGUCAUACCCGUGGUAUAUGGUCUGAUAUACCAUGGCUGUCAACACAUAAUUGAAAUGUACACGCCUUGUUAAAAUAAAAUAAAUGUGUCUCCCGUCCCCCUCUUCGCGUAAAGCCUACAUGCCUUCAGCAUGGCAGGUUAUGUGUUGUAAUACAAAUCUGCUGCUGAGCCAUGAGAUUGAACACCAGAGAAUUGGCGAUACCUCCGGUCAGAUGUGGUCAACAGCUUGGUGCGAGCAAUCCUCUCGUUAUCACCGCGUUAGUUGUUACGCCUUGACGGGGCAUCAUCCUCCCGACCUGUCCUGCAUCACCUGUCCCUUUGAGCCAAGCACACGCGCCUCUCAGCGGGUCCUCGCUCGACUUGCAAAUGAGGUCGCCGCAUUAUUAUUUCAAGGUUAUUUCCUUUUCUUUAAGGCCUUUAUAUUCAGAUCCUAUGGGAGUUCUUAUUUUCACGGCGUUGCUUUGGACCUUCAGUGGAGUGGGAUGCCUUCCUCUAUCCUCCUCUCUACCGAUUGGAAAGGUUGCUGACUGUAUUCAGGACUCUCUGAAGAGUAACAGCGGUGUGCCACAUUCUGGCUGUGACAAACGCAGAACAGAUGAUGCUGUCCACAGGCACCAGGGUCUCCUGAGAGAGCUGCAGGAUCUAGCCCAGGAGGAGAGGGAAAAAGAGAGAGAGUAUGGGAGGGAGAACGAGCGAUAUGAGGAGAACCAGGCUGAGGGAGAGAGGGACAGAGAGGGGAGGAAGGAGGAGCAGAAUAAUGACAAGAAGGAGACUGAGAAAGAAGAGCUGAGAGAGAAAGAGACGAAGGCAGAUGGGGUAGAGGAGGAGGAGAAGGUGGAGAUGAAGGACAGAACAAAUGAGGAGAUAAGGGAAGAGCCCAGACUGGAGGAGAAAAGGGGGGAUGAGGAAGAGAGCGCCAAAGAGUUGGAGGAGCUCCUCGCAAAGGAGAUAAGGAAGAUAGGAGAGGAGGAAAAAGAGGACAGGGAGCUUGAGGAGCUGCUCAAGGAGCUGAAGAAGAAAAGGUACGAGUCUGUGAAGGAGAAAGAGCUCCAGAGAGGGUCAGAAGCAGAGGAGGAGAGGAAGAAGGAUGAGGAGGAGGAGCAGAAAAAGGGAGAGAAAGAGCAGCUAGAUAUUCUUGAGAAGGAAGAGAGGAAACGCAGCGAGGAGAGGAAGAACAAUGAGGUGGAGCUGCUGGUGGAGAAAGGGAAGGUGGAGCGGGAGCUCAAGGAGCUGCUGGAGGAACAGGACAGCAUGAAGAAUGUGGAGAAGGAGAAAGAGAGGGAGGAAAAACAGGAGGAACUGGAGGAGCUCCUCAAAAAGAUGAAACGUGUGCAAGAGGAGGAGGAGCGAGAAGAAGAGGAGAGGAAGAGAGGGAAUGCCAGGGAUGAGGUGAAAGUGGACAAAGAGAGCCAGAAGGAGGGAGAGAUUCACAAGGAAUUGGAGAAGGUGAAAGAAAGAGAGAGUGAGAAGGAGGUUAAGGAGCCUCAGCAGAAGAGAGUGAUGGAGAAAGCGAGUGAUGAGUCGACCCGUCAGUUUGAAAAGGAGAGGAACAGGGACGAUGAUGAUGACGACGAUGAUGAAGAAGCAGAUGAGGAAGAUGAUGAUGAAAACAAUGAGGAUUGGGAAGAGGAAGAGGAGGAUGAGGACAAAAAGGAGGAUGUUGAGGAGGAUGAAGGAGCGGAGCUUCUGGAGAUUGAGGCAGAGCUGCGAAAAGUGGCUGCAGAGCUUCGGGAGCUUCACAGGAGUCGUUAAGUUCUAAAUUACACAGACACACACACACACGCACGCACACACACACACACACACACACACACACACACACACACACACA
Messenger RNA from Oncorhynchus nerka (sockeye salmon), 2366 nucleotides. Its product is annotated as golgin subfamily A member 6-like protein 24. The record is from RefSeq and is a predicted model, not a curated record. The coding region runs from base 902 to 2287 and encodes 461 amino acids. The transcript has 6 exons. Lineage: Eukaryota; Metazoa; Chordata; Actinopteri; Salmoniformes; Salmonidae.